AUGUUUUAUCAAGUUUUACGUAAUGAAAUUGGUUUUACAUCAAAUGAAAUACAAUUACUUACACGUUAUUUAUGUCAUAAUGAUCCACAAUGUACGAAAACAAUAGCAGUACCACUGCCCAUAUAUUAUGCCACAGAUCAUGUGGCAUAUUAUAUAAAUGAUUAUAAUUCUGAACCAAAGGACGUAUUAUGGAACACGAAUGACAAUAAGUUUAAUAAAAACCAAAACCGGCAUGGUGAACAAAUAAAUCUUGAUCUUGAAUCUACUAUGUAUAUUAUGACUUCAGCACGUGAAUCAACAAAUACAUUACAAGACAUUAUUUAUGAUGAACUUACAUUAUGA
This is a messenger RNA of Rotaria sordida, 342 nucleotides long. Lineage: Eukaryota; Metazoa; Rotifera; Eurotatoria; Philodinida; Philodinidae. The record is from the annotation of a GenBank genome assembly.